Messenger RNA from Sphaeramia orbicularis (orbiculate cardinalfish), 2781 nucleotides. RefSeq names its product PR domain containing 8b (gene prdm8b). Gene Ontology annotation, biological process: oligodendrocyte development; regulation of DNA-templated transcription. Gene Ontology annotation, cellular component: nucleus. The transcript is spliced from 4 exons. Bases 425 to 2143 code for a protein of 572 amino acids. NCBI's taxonomy places the organism in Eukaryota, Metazoa, Chordata, Actinopteri, Kurtiformes, Apogonidae. Gene Ontology annotation, molecular function: protein binding. The record is from RefSeq and is a predicted model, not a curated record.
GUGUGUGUCGGUGUGCCAGUCAGCCAGAGCAUCGGGCCCCAUCUGCACGCCUCUCUCUCUCUCUAUCUAUCUGUCUCACUCUCUCUCUCUCCCUCCCAGUCUCCGCUUCUCUCUUACCCCCUCUCGGUCACUCCCAGCGUCGGGGAUCUGCAGCGGCGGCGGCGGCGGUAGUACUGUCACUUUACGCACAGCAGCGGGGAAAUGUACUGACACUAACGGAGCAGACCGGGGGCGCAUCACCACCUCCACCACCUCCAUCACCGGCACCGCUUCCCCCCUUCUUCUUCUUCUUGUUUUCGGGGCUUCUUCUUCUUCUUCUUUUGUUUUUUUUUUUUUUUUAAUCAUCCCGGGGUUUUGAUUGGCAGCAUCGGCCGCAGAUCUCUUGUGGAUUAUUGUUUCUUCUCCUCGACGGAAAAAAGUUGAAAUGGAGGAGUCCAGCUCCCAGAAGUUGGUGUGGGACGGGGACGCCAAAGCGGUCCAGCAGUGUCUCACGGACAUCUUCACCAGCGUCUACACGACGUGCGACAUCCCAGAAAACGCCAUUUUCGGGCCCUGCGUGUUGAGCCACACGUCCCUGUACGACAGCAUCGCCUUCAUCGCCCUGAAAUCCACCGACAAACGCACAGCUCCGUAUAUAUUCAGGGUGGACACGUCGGCAGCCAACAGCACCUCGGAGGGCCUGAUGUGGCUCCGGUUGGUCCAGUCGGCCCGGGACAAGGAGGAGCAGAACCUGGAGGCCUACGUGAAGAACGGCCAGCUCUUCUACCGCUCCCUCCGCCGGAUCGAGAAGGACGAGGAGCUGCUGGUCUGGUACGGCAAAGACCUGAUCGACCUGCUGCUGCUCAGCUCCAGCAGAGCGCCGGCCAAAAGCAAAGGUUCGUCCCAUCACUCGUGUCCGGACUGCAGCCAGCGGUUCCAGUUCGAGUUCCCCUUCUUGGCCCACCUGCGGUUCCGCUGCACCAAGAGACUCCAGAGCAUCACGGGGGUGGACGAGGAACCCAGCAAAGAGGGCAGCACGGAGCGAGCCAACACGACCCCGACCAGGACCAGCCCCAAACUGGGCCGCUCCGAGGGCUUCAGCGGCUCCCAGGACAGCAACAAACCCUCCACGGACUUUCACAACCUGGCCCGGGACAUGGAGAACAACCGGACCAGUCCGCUGAGCGACAAGGAGGCCGAGAUCUGCAGCGAGAGCUCGGGGAAGAGGAAGUUCUCGGAGAUGGAGGACCGGGAGUGCCGAGGGCCCGGCCUCCCCCAGACCAAGUCCAAAGACGAGCUCGCGACCUCCGCCCAGAACUACCGAGGGGCGUACGGUCUGGAGGAGAACCACCGCACCUUCUCCCCGCCCAGAGCCACCGAGCUGGGGGAGGGCAAACGCAGCGCCUUCACCGAGGUCAAGAAGUCUCCCCAGAACCUCAAACACCACGGCAGCAACAAGAACCUCCAGAGCUCCAAUUCGGAGAACAAAGACGGAGGACGCCCCAGCAGCAACCCGUCAGAGAAGCACAUCAACAUCCGCCAGGUGCUGUCGGAGACCCAGCCCCCCCAGACCUCGCCCAUGGGCAGCGCCUUCACCUCCGUCAGCCAGCAGAGCGGCGGCGGCGCUGGCGGAGGGGAGCGUAAGAGCGCCUUCAGCCAGCCGUCGCGCUCCUCCUUCUCCCAGAUCUCCCCUCUGGUGAUGCCUCCCAAGCUGCUGGACUGCCACCCAGCGGUCGGCGACACCAUCUCGUCCAACAGACUCUACCAGGCCGACCACCUCGCCGCCAAGUUGCAAGGGGCGGAACUGGGCGCCAACUGCCCGGUCCCAGGCGGCAUGGCCAAGCAGAACCCCUUCGUCUACGCCACCGCCUUCUGGCCCAAGAACUCGGGGCCCAUCCAGCUGCAGAUGCCGUCGGCGCUCACCCUCCUGCCGCCGUCCUUCACCUCCCUCUGCCUGCCGGCGCAGAACUGGUGCGCCAAGUGCAACGCCUCCUUCCGCAUGACCUCAGACUUGGUUUACCACAUGCGGUCCCACCACAAAAAGGAGUACGCCAUGGAGCCUCUGGUCAAGAGGCGGCGCGAGGAGAAACUCAAGUGCCCCAUUUGUAACGAGUCCUUCCGGGAGCGGCACCACCUAUCGCGUCACAUGACCUCUCAUAACUGACUUUUACAGACUGAAAAGAGAGACCCUCCUGGAUCUAAGCACUGCGCGUGGACCUAGACCACCUGGUAUCACAGACAAACACCCCCUUGCACUUGUUUUCACUUUGGACGAUGAUCUUUUUCCUUCUCGGUCCGUUGACUUUUUUUCUCCCCCUUGUACAAAAUGUCAUGUUUUUGCGUGUAUGCAAAUGCGUUUUGACUCGGAAAAUGAAUCUAUUUAUGAAGCACUUAAAAAGUUUGAGAAUAAGGGAAGAUUUAAAUAUGUGUAAAUGUACAGUAAGUUGUAUUUUAUAUCAUAUAAGUGCAAAUAUAGAGAAGAAAUACCAAUGUAGUCACACGUCAUGGUUUACAACACAGCAAGGUUUUUUUCAUGUGGACAGUUGAAUAUGGCACCGAUUUGGGGGAAUAUUAUGUCAGACUAUAUUUCAGAGUGCAUGUAAUAUGAAAUAAUAUUGAUUUAAGAUGCAGUCUAUACAUAACGGUGUACAUAAUUUGUUUUAUUUGAAAUAUAAAAUGUCAUAUUUUGUGUCAGUGGGGAAUAGUUUCAGUGUUUCUUCCUUUUGCGGAAAUUUACUACUUGAUAGUUUAUCUAAUCAUGUUGAAUGCAUUGACAAUAAAAUAGCUUUAUUUUCAACUCUA